AUGUUUGCCAUAUGUAGAUUCUUAUCUGCAGUUAUUGUUCCUAGAUCAAGAGAUCUCUCAUUUUAAAAGUGGUUUUCUAAAAAGAGAAAAUUUACGUAUUUUACGAGCGAAAAAGAAAAUCAGUUGAGAGAAACUAAAACUAUGAGUCUUAUAAUUAAGUAUAACGAAUCGUUCUACGAUGUUUUAUGGAAAUAUUUUAUGGAAUUAGCUGAAAUAACUUUUGUCAUUUUUAAACUCAUUGGUGUCGUUGGGUUUAUUGUAGUUAUUUCGUAUAUACUUUAUCACUUUCAUGAACGCCGUCAUACAAAAUUCGCUAGCGAAUCCAAAGAAUAUUUUGAAAAGUUGCAAGUCAUUAAAAAUUUUAAUCGUUCAUUUACUCGAUGCCAAAGCAUAAUCAGUCAUAAAGAAAUGUUUAAUGCCUUAGAAUAUGCAGCUGAUAAAUGUUCUAACAAAGCUUAUGCAUUAAAAUGCAUUGACAUAGUAGUUUGUUGUCCACAAUUAUUAAACAUAAGAUCUUCAGUGAAUGGUUUGACUCCUUUUCAUCGCAUUUGUUUCCAAGGGCAUACAUAUUUAAUAUCAUUUAUGUUAGCAAAAGGUGCUGAUCCCUUCCUUACUACCAUCACAGGAGAAAAUGCUUUAUGUAUGGCUGUUUAUCAUUUUCUUAAUGAUCCAACCAAGAAUGACUUUUCCUGCCUUGAAAUCCUUUUACAAACUGGGUGUGAAUUUGGUUUAAAAAAUAAAUGGUAUGAUAUUUUAUUAAAAAUGGCAUUUAACAGUAACCACAUAAAAUUAGCACAGUGGUUAAUUAGAUACCAUAAAACUUCAUCAAAUAAAACCUUGCGAUGUUCUUCUACACCACCAGUUACAAAACAUUAUAAAUUCAGUAUGUAAUUUCAUAUAAAACAAAUAUUGUAGCAUUGGUUUUCUUACACAUAAUUUAAAAUUUUAUACAAAUUAUUAAUUACUUAUCAUUAAAUUUAUAAUAUUUACGUAUAAGCUGCAUUAAAAUAACAAUUGUAAAUAAUAAGAGAAAUAAAUGUAGUUAUGAAAUAGGUAUUAAAUAAAAUUAUACUAAUGUAUAUUGUUGACUGAUAUCUUUUAAAGGAAGUCAUUUUGAAUUCUUGACACUGUAUUAUUUUGAAAUAGAGAAACGGGAUGAAAUAACAUUUUAUAUCAACUUCUAUUAAAAAUUAAAUAAUGUGAUACUCUUCAAUAUUCACAUUCAAUGGUUUAGAACACGUCAACAGAUGAUAAACAUCAAAUGCGGGGAAACUUACUUGUACUGACAGAGAAGUACCCAUUCUCUGACAACUCAUUACGUCAUGUAACACCUAAUUAUCAUGUAAAAAUAUUAAUGUACUAAGUUCAACGUAACAUAUGUCAUUACUAGGCGAAAAUAAAUUAAAGGUUAAACAAA
Messenger RNA from Osmia bicornis bicornis, 1417 nucleotides. RefSeq names its product sex-determining protein fem-1-like. The record is from RefSeq and is a predicted model, not a curated record. Bases 142 to 891 code for a protein of 249 amino acids. Lineage: Eukaryota; Metazoa; Arthropoda; Insecta; Hymenoptera; Megachilidae. The transcript has 5 exons. Gene Ontology annotation, molecular function: protein binding.